CAUCUCCUUCCUCCACCACAUGUGUUCAUCUUCUUCUAAAUUAUCUCACCUUCUCUUCCCUUCUUAAUUUUCUCAUUUUUUUCUCGAGAAAAUCUCAAAAUCUCCUCUUCUUGCUCUUACUACAAGCCAUGGGCGUCGCUGUUCUAAAUCCUCAGGACUGUUUGAAGCAACCUUUCUCUCAUAUGAAAUAUCCCCGUAACCCUAGCGCAUGCCCCAACAGGCAGAGAAAGCCGGUUCCUAGCCGCAAUCGCCGGAGUCCUCCGCGCAAUCAGGCCACAAAAUCUCCUCCACCUGUAGCGCCGCCGCUUCCUCCUUCUCGCGCUACCGUCUCUCAAAAGGCACCGGCGAAGAAGAAUCCCAACAACAGCGUCGUCGUUGGAAAGGUGAGGAUCCUGAAGCGCGGCGAGGAAAUCCCUAAGAAAUCCACAGAUCUGAUUGUGGAAAAGCCAGAUCUGACAUCUACUCGUCGAAUCGGACCAGAUCCGGGCAUGAUCCGUAUCUCCGUGCGAAAAUCCAAGGCAGCACCGUUUUACGCCGGUCCUGUGACCAUGACCUCGCCGCCUCCGAGCGACGUCCCGCUUCCAGCCUUUUUCACCACGAAGAAGAGCGUCUCUCUGUUUCAAGCCACCGACGCAACCAGCGAUAUCAUCAGGAUGCUCCGCCUCGACAUCGCGUAACCGCGUUUGUCUCCGAUCAUCUGAGAUUAUUUUGAAUCUCCGAUGAUCUACUGUUUACAAUUUCCAAUUCCCCGAUCGUCUAAUUUCCGGCUUAAAACCGGGAGAUCUAAAAGCAAAUCAUCUCCAGACGACGAAUCUAGAAGAUGAAGAAACACAUCUUCGUUAUGAACCGGUUUCGAAUCUUCCCUUAUUUUUUCAAGGGGCAAGGUCGAAAUAUCUUCUUAACAGGUCUUAGUUUCUCUUCUUAGGGUUUAGUGUAGGAGUAUUUGUGCAUAGGUUUUUUACUUUUCCGUGACUUACAUCUUUCAAGCUUCAUUUCUGUUUUUAGUUGUCGGUAUCUCUGGGUAAAUUACAGGUUAGCUUUGUGUUUUUUUCUUCUCUUUGAGUCUUUUCUGUUGUUUUCGUAUGGGUUCUUCGUAUGUGUCUGGAUAAAUUAUAGGUUAGCUUUGUGUUUUUUAUUCUCUUGAGUCUCUUGUUUUCCUAAGGGUUCGUCGUAUGUGUCCAUGUUAUGUAUAAGAGAAUGUUCGAACAUUUAUUUAUGAAAUGAAUGUUACGAUCGUUGAAUU
This is a messenger RNA of Eutrema salsugineum, 1243 nucleotides long. Its product is annotated as serine/arginine repetitive matrix protein 1. Lineage: Eukaryota; Viridiplantae; Streptophyta; Magnoliopsida; Brassicales; Brassicaceae. The record is from RefSeq and is a predicted model, not a curated record. Bases 129 to 677 code for a protein of 182 amino acids. The transcript has a single exon.